CUAACCUUUAUUCUUAGAUAGGAAAUGUAAUUUUGUCUAACUCUCACUCGGGACGGAAGUGUUAUUACCAGAUAGUCUGGUAGCUUCACUAAUGGAAAUACGCUGAAAUGCAGGAAAUGAAGAUAGAGCGUGAUUCUCAAAAUAAGAUGGAAGCACCUGAAGCGAAGCUGUGUUCAUCAAGAGAAGAGACUGAAGACAAGCCAGACACUCUAUCUGGAGACGAGUCAAUCAGAAAACGGAAAUUAAGGCUAAUAGCAAUUCUCCCCGCAAUUAUAAUACUAAUAGGACUGAUAAUUCUAACUCGUUUCCGUAACAUCCUUCCGACAACCAUGAGACCUUUUGAUUUGGAAGAUAAGCGAAUAAAUCACGCGGAGAAACCCUACACAAUCAGCGGCGCUCUGAAUGUUACUAUCGGCUCUUUGUCUGUGCUUUUCUUCACAAUCAUGUGGUUUGUGUGUGAAGGCAGACUUCAGAAACCAGUGUAUAGAAAAAACACUAUAAAGGUCCUAGCGACGGUUUACUUUACCAUGCUGGGGGCGUGCUUUAUGAUAGUUUUAGUGAACUCGACGAAGAAUGUGGCUGGACAUUUGAGGCCUUAUUUCAUAGCUGCAUGUAAACCAAAUGAAACUUUGGUUGACGAGUUGAAGUCUCGUGGGACGACCUGGGUGGACGAAAACAUGUCCGAGGUAAUUUGUACAAGCAAAAGAAGUCAGAAGUACAGAUGGUCUUUCCCUUCGGGGCACAGUGCAGAGGCUUGGUACGCUAUGACGCUCUCGAUUCUUCUCGUCCAGUACACCCAAAACAUCGCCGACAAGUACGCUGAAUUUCGCUUACUCAUUUUGCCCGUUAAAGCGACACUACAAUUCCUCUCGUUUACGUUUGCCAGUGCGACUUGCAUUUCGAGGACUUAUGACUACCAUCACCACUGGUGGGACGUACUGGCGGGAAGCCUGUUCGGAGUACUGGUAGCUGUUGUGAUAUUUUACUGGUUUUUAAAACCAGUAAUGGAGAGCACAGACAAGCCGCCAGUCCCUCAAAAAACUCCACGGUGUGAGGAGAUAGCUUUAGUUCCCGUUUAGAUUUGGGCAAAGAAAGCAUGGUUAUAUUAGUUUGAGGUACUGACGACUGACGAGUUCCUUAACUAAUACGUUACUUCUAAAGUAACUAUUACUACUACUACGAGAACUAAUGUCCAGUGUGAGAAAGUGCGGGGCUGUUGUGGCGAUGAUAAAACCAAAAAGAAGCAAUACUGAAUGCGCAAAGUUCAACGUUGAAAUCAAUAAAAAAUCUACCAAAUAUCGAGGUAUUAAGACAACCACUUACACUCAGGCUUGGUACGCUAUGACGCUCUCAAUUCUUCUCGUCCAGUACACCCAAAACAUCGCCGACAAGUACGCUGAAUGUCGCUUACUCAUUUUGCCCGUUAAAGCGACACUACAAUUCCUAUUGUUUACGUUUGCCAGUGCAGUGCGACUUGCAUUUCGAGGAAUUAUGACUACCAUCACCACUGAGGAAAGCAUGGCUAUAUUAGUUUGAGGUACUGACGAUACCAAAUAUCGCAGUAAAAACAAAACACGGAACCCUUUUUGAGUUUUAACAGACGAUUCACCAAAAUGGGUCGAAUAUGAAGAGAUUCCCGCGAAACUCACACUGGUGAACAGCUUAGACCCUUUCUAAG
Molecule: messenger RNA, 1678 nt
Organism: Bolinopsis microptera
Lineage: Eukaryota; Metazoa; Ctenophora; Tentaculata; Lobata; Bolinopsidae
Exons: 3
Coding region: 108-1079 (323 amino acids)
Biological process (GO): phospholipid metabolic process; signal transduction; phospholipid dephosphorylation
Cellular component (GO): plasma membrane
Molecular function (GO): phosphatidate phosphatase activity
Source: RefSeq, a predicted model, not a curated record